Oryza brachyantha (malo sina) is the source of this 927-nucleotide messenger RNA. RefSeq names its product trafficking protein particle complex subunit 2-like. The coding region runs from base 180 to 587 and encodes 135 amino acids. Gene Ontology annotation, cellular component: cytoplasm; nucleus; TRAPP complex. The transcript has 6 exons. Lineage: Eukaryota; Viridiplantae; Streptophyta; Magnoliopsida; Poales; Poaceae. Gene Ontology annotation, biological process: endoplasmic reticulum to Golgi vesicle-mediated transport. The record is from RefSeq and is a predicted model, not a curated record.
GUGAAGAGACCACAGUGUCUCGUCUCCCUGGCUCUGAUCUCUGAUCUGAUCUCCCUCCCGAGUCCUGAUCACGACAGCCGCCGGCGGAGGACGGAUCCGGCGACCCUUCCGCGCCGUGACUCUUCAUCCGAGCCGCCCCCUCCCAGGGUGCAGCAAAACCAGUCAGAGUGUUGGUGGAAAUGGCAAGUACAGCAUGCUUUGUGAUUGUUAGUAAGAACGACAUCCCAAUCUAUGAGGCAGAAGUUGGAUCAGCACCGAAAAAAGAAGAUCUGGCUUAUCAACACCAGUUCAUUCUGCAUGCUGCUUUAGAUGUUGUUCAGGACCUAGCAUGGUCCACAAAUGCAAUGUUCCUGAAGUCGGUCGAUAGAUUCAACGACCUUGUUGUGUCUGUUUAUGUAACAGCCGGUCAUGUUAGAUUCAUGUUGCUUCAUGAUUCACGAAGCGAGGAUGGAAUUAAAAGCUUUUUUCAAGAGGUCCAUGAACUUUAUAUCAAGAUAUUCCUCAAUCCCCUCUAUCUGCCUGGAUCUCGCAUCACAUCCUCUCAUUUUGAUACAAAGGUCAGGGCUCUCGCAAGGAGGUAUCUGUAGGGACGCUCAUGGAGAAUCCAUAAGCUUCACAGGCAAUGUAGAAGCACGCAGAGAGAAGGCAAAACACUUCUGUUUUUUAGCUUUCAUUCCUUUUCUGCUAUCAUUUAUACAGACUCCUGAGAAAGGAUGAAAUUUGCUUUGGGCUUCCACCCGUGCUUAUGAUUCAUGGCUUCACUUUACAUCCAUUUUGCGUUGUACAGAAAUGUAUCGUUUCACGUUUCAAAGUAUAACAUGGACACAUUGUCUUGAUUUCCUUUUCUGUGGCGAAGACACUCAAAUUUAGUGGUGUAAAUUUUACCUUUCCCUUUUGCAUUGGCUGGUGAGAUCUUACCUUUCACUA